AUGGACGACGCCGUCCUCUUCGACGACCUCGGUCCCUCCAAGGCCCCGCCGGCCUCCGUCUACGACGACAUGUUCGACUCCUACUUCAAUCGCACGGCUGAGGCCCCCGAGCCCUCACCCAAGGCUUCCUCCUCGCCGUCGACGCCGCCGCUCGUGUUCGACAAGCCCGUCUUCGACGAAGACCCGGACACGGCCGAUCCCUUCGACGCGAUCCCCUUGUUUGGAGGCGGCGGUGGCAGGGGAGGGGAGGACUUCCUGGGUAGCGUCGGGAUGACGGCGAAGCCGGAGAGGAGGGAUCCGGAUGCGGUGGGGCUUGAUGAAGACUUCAUCCCUGGGCUGGGUGGGAGCACCAGGUCGACGGAGCCGGUCAGGGAGGUGGACCAGGACCAUUACGGGGCAGUGUUUGGCGACGUUUUGGUCCCUGGACUUGGUGGGAGCAUGAAGACGGCGCCGCAAAUGGAGACUGAGACCAUGGGGUUUGAUGAUGGUGUGAUCCCUGGCUUUGGUGGAGGCAUGAACCAUCACGAUUUGGCAAGGGAGGAGCCUAUAAUGAGACAAGAAAGUGAACCAAUUUCAUCCAGCAAAAUGAGUGUGAGCAUGCCAGAAGAUCCUUUCAUCAUUUUAGGUGGUAUGCACAAAUCAGGAUAUUCAUCUUUUGGAUUGUUUUCAGAUCAUUUGGAUAACAUCAGCAUGCCUGCGAAGUCAGGGAACACAAAGGUUGACACGCCUGGUAAUACUAGUGGGAUGUUUCAGACUUCUGAUAUUUUUGCUGAGUUUCCAAAAGCUAUGCCAUCCUUUUCAUCUAUAUCUGAAAACAAGAGUGAUACAACUGAAAGGGGAUCUGUUGAUAACAUAAAUAGCAUGAGUCAUUCCAAUCAGAUGCCUCAGGAAAAGCCAGUCCAACUAGCUUCAACAGAAGCACCUGACAAUAUAUUGCCUGAGAUGAACAUCCCUGAGGCAUCUUUUAUCCAUGAAGUACCUAGCACCACUGGGUUUGAGACUUUAAACCCAUUUGCUGGUGAAGAUGAAUUGUUAGAGGAGAAUCAAUCUUCUAAAAUGCCUCAUGAUGUGUGGUUAACUGUUUCAGAUAUUGCUCUAGUGACACAGCCUACAAGUGCGCCGCCUCCUUCACACCCUCCACCUCCACUUGCCACCAGGAAAUCACCAACUGAAUCUGUAACUAGUGAAACAUAUGUUCAUCAUCGUAAUCAAGGCUACCAUCAUUCCGUAGGUUCUGCAAAGGUUUCUAAAACAUCCCAAAUUGAUGAACUGGAAGAUUUUUUCAUGGCGAAGCCUUUUAAGUUUGCCAAUGACCGUCCACAAGUUCUAAAGCAUGAAGAAAAGGAACAGUAUUCAUCUGCUGCUACUGCAAGUUUCAUGGAUUGGAGUGAGAUGGAACAUUCUACAGGGGUGAACCAAGGGGCUUUUGAUUCUAUGUUCACUAGCAGUCAAUAUCAACAGCCAGGACUAGAUAAGAAAGCAGAAUUCUGUGCUCAUGAAAAAGAAACUACAGACGAAGAGAGAUUGGAUAAUGAACAAGUACAAAGAGAACGUGAAAAGGAGCAAAGAAGAGCAGAAAGGGAGAGGGAAGAAGAACUUGAGAGGGAAAGGGAAAAGGUGAGACGAAGGGAACAAGAGGAGCGGAAGAGGCGUGAACAAGAGAGAGAGGCCAGGCAGGCUGUAGAGAAGGCAGUACAGGAGGUACGUGAAAGAGCAGCUGCUGAAGCACGCAUGCAAGCUGAGAAGGAGGCUCGUCAAAGAGCAGAGCGAGCUGCAGUACAGAAAGCAGCAGCAGAAGCUCGUGAGAGAGCUGCGGUGCAGGCAAGGGAAAGAGUUGCAAAGGCUGCUGCAGAAGCUAAGGAAAGAGAAGCAGCAGAGACUAGGGAAAGAGCUGCCAAAGCUGCUGCAGAAGCAAGGGAAAGAGCUGCUGCUGAAGCUAGGGAAAAGGCAGCAGCAGAAUCACAGGAGAAAGCGGCUGCAGAAGCUCGGGCAAAAGCUGAGCGAGCUGCUGUAGAGAAAGCGGCUGUAGAAGCACAAAGAAGGGCUGAAAGAGCAGCUUUUGAGAAGGUUGCUGCUGAAGCUCGGCAAAGGGCUGCUAAUGAAGCUAGAGAAAAGGCUGCAGCUGAAGCACGGGCAAGAGAAAAUCAGCAAAGAAGAGCAACAGCAGAACCUGAUCUCGAGUCAUUCUUUGGUAUGCCUUCUAGAUCAAGCAGUGUACCGAGAUCACAGACCGCAACAAUGAAUCCUUUUGAUAUUCAACCUCAUGGUACUGCUGGUUCUGGCGAUGUAAGGAGGACAUCUUCCAGUUCAUCUUCUCCAUUCACUCAGCCAUCGCCAAGCAAUCUUAUGGAUGACCUAUCUUCUAUAUUUGGAGCACCUUCAUCAUCUGCUGUAUUUCAAGAAAUGGAUGGAGAGAGUGAAGAAAGAAGGAAGGGAAGAUUGGAUCGUCACCAAAGGAUAAUGGAGCGUGCGGCAAAAGCUCUUGCUGAGAAAAAUGAGCGCGACUUGCAAGCUCAGCGGGAGCAGGAAGAGCGACAUAGAAUUGGUGAAUCACUUGAUUUCGAGGUAAAGAGGUGGGCUGCUGGAAAAGAAGGCAACCUACGGGCCUUGUUAUCAACAUUGCAAUAUGUUCUUUGGCCUGAAUGUGGUUGGCGGCCUGUAUCACUGACCGAUCUGAUUACAGCUGCUGCUGUCAAGAAAGAAUACAGGAAAGCGACAUUGUGCAUCCAUCCUGAUAAGGUGCAGCAAAAGGGUGCAAAUCUUCAGCAAAAGUACAUUGCAGAAAAGGUGUUCGACCUUCUGAAGGAAGCAUGGAACAAAUUCAACUCAGAAGAACUCUUCUAACAUCUUGAUUAGGAAAGAUGUUGGUAAUUUUAUCUAUUGCAAAGGAUGCACAGGGAAGGACACAAAUGGUGAGCUAUGGUUGAUAUUUUCAUUCUUUUCCAUUAUAUGAUACAUAGUUCUGUUACAUUUCACUUAUAUCCUUGUUUCCGGUUUCUUAUUUGUUCUAUUAAUUGGCACCUGUAACCAUAUUUGUGUUUUAUAGCUUUGUAUUUUGUUGUCCCGUUGGUGGUGUAAGUAAACCUGUAGAAAUACAAUCCUGUAAAUCAAGUGAUGCAAGUGAAAGGUUCAAUUUUUGACAA
Panicum hallii is the source of this 3143-nucleotide messenger RNA. Its product is annotated as auxilin-related protein 1-like. Gene Ontology annotation, biological process: clathrin-dependent endocytosis; clathrin coat disassembly. The transcript is spliced from 8 exons. NCBI's taxonomy places the organism in Eukaryota, Viridiplantae, Streptophyta, Magnoliopsida, Poales, Poaceae. Gene Ontology annotation, cellular component: vesicle; intracellular membrane-bounded organelle; cytoplasm. The record is from RefSeq and is a predicted model, not a curated record. Bases 1 to 2844 code for a protein of 947 amino acids. Gene Ontology annotation, molecular function: clathrin binding.